AUGCCUCCCAAGAAGGGUCCGCGUAAGUCGAUGCCUGCGCGCAUCAAUAAGGCGCCUACAUUGACACCUUCUCGGCGCUCGCCCCGAGUACCGCCGCCGUCAAAAAGUACAAAUGAGAGCAUACAGCCCCCAAAGCCGUUGAACCUUACACCCGCCUCCCCUCAAGACAACUCGAUUAAUAUUCGGUUUUACACUCCCAAUCCACCUGCUCCAAAUCCUCGGUUACGUGCCAGUUCUCCAGAAACACCUUCAUCACGUCGGCGGGUCUUUCAGUCUCGUCCAUCACGUCUUUCAACUGUUUUCACUCCAACCGUAGACCCUCCGGUCACCACCCAGAGUAGUCGACGCACGAGAAGAACAGCUGCACUUGAAACACCCAAAAAGGAUAUUUCCGAUAUCGACUUCCCAGAAAGCGCUGACAGUACUGGUUGGACCAUUGACCAGUAUAUGGGCAGCUUUGAAUCUGAAGGAACAGUCGACGGCCAAUCAAGUCCUACCAGUACCUCCGACAUGCGGAACUCAUCCCGCAUUCGCAAGCCCACCAUGAGGGCCAUUGAAUCUUUCGAAUCGACCAAGAAACAAGUUCGCCGCAAGAACACAACUGUAUCCUCCCCGACUGUGGAAACGCCUGAUCCUCUAACCACCAAGGUUGCGACGAACAAGGUUGUGAAGACGCUCACCAAGAAAACCAGAAAAUCAAAGAGAGUUUCCAACUUGAACCUGCGCAAGAAUGCCAUUUUGAUUGGUUUUGAUAUUGAUGUGAACAUGGCUGGCGCAAGGCUGUAUGAUCUGACCAUUGAAGCCCUGGGUCCACACUUCACCAUUCCUGUCAAUUUCCCCGCAUCCUGGGAGGAACAGCGUGAUGAAUACUUCCGUCGGCAGGAUGAAGAAAAAUAUGGAGUCGACCCAGUUGUCACAAAAACAACCUCACCCACCGAUGUCGAUGUCGACAUGGUAGACCAAGACCUCUCAACGCCAGCGAUUUCCCCAUCUCCUCCCACUACUCCGGCCGUAAUCCCAAAGGGUCCAAGCAUCCUGAACUAUGAAAAGCAAUCUGAUCCAAAGACCAACAGCGAUGGCUGGAUCCAGUCUGGCCAUGUCAACACCAACGGCGAAGAGAUCGUCCUGAUUCCCGAGCAAUAUCACCCUUACUAUUCAGCUCAUACGUACGGCGAUGAGACUCUUCCUUUCCCACCCGUGUGCGCCAGAAGUGGCCAGCAGGCCGAGGCCGACUCCAUUCACGGAUUUGCCCCGCUCAUGGGCCAACGCAAUAUCCCAUCCGAUGGGUUGGCUCCAUUCGUCACUGAGAACGUUGAGGAGGAAAAGGCCAGGGUUCAGGUUCGGACUCCUGCGCCAGCCCCGGAAACCAAGAAGCCCCGCGUCCGAAAGCGCCGUCAGACCGCAGCUGCAGAUGCCGCCGCCGAGCCUAGCGCUGUCACCGCUGUUCCCGAGACCACUGAGAAGGGUGGACGCAAGUCAGAACGCCGCCGUCGCCUAACUGCCCCUGCCCCCACUCUCCUCCCUCCCACCUCUCCCACCUCUCCUCCGACCACUGCGACCCCGGUCCAGUCUUCGGGUCCGGCUGCCGCCGUCACCACCGCUGCUACCACCAAAGGCAAGAAAAAGCCCAAGGUACAGCGGCUCCGGUUGACCUUGAAGCCGGAAUCCAAGACUGAGACCUCCGGGGGUGAAACCUCUAUCGCCAAAGAGGCCCCCGCCGUGCAGUCCCCUCCCUCUCCCGACCUCUCACGUGCGCCGUCCUCCGCACCGACCAACAAACGCCGCCGCCGUCGGGGCGCGUAA
Penicillium paradoxum is the source of this 1803-nucleotide messenger RNA. RefSeq names its product putative GPI-anchored cell surface glycoprotein. The coding region runs from base 1 to 1803 and encodes 600 amino acids. The record is from RefSeq and is a predicted model, not a curated record. The transcript has a single exon. Lineage: Eukaryota; Fungi; Ascomycota; Eurotiomycetes; Eurotiales; Aspergillaceae.